This is a messenger RNA of Trichosurus vulpecula (common brushtail), 518 nucleotides long. RefSeq names its product AP-1 complex subunit sigma-2-like. Gene Ontology annotation, cellular component: intracellular membrane-bounded organelle; membrane coat; AP-1 adaptor complex. The record is from RefSeq and is a predicted model, not a curated record. NCBI's taxonomy places the organism in Eukaryota, Metazoa, Chordata, Mammalia, Diprotodontia, Phalangeridae. Gene Ontology annotation, biological process: vesicle-mediated transport; intracellular protein transport. Gene Ontology annotation, molecular function: clathrin-cargo adaptor activity. The coding region runs from base 7 to 477 and encodes 156 amino acids. The transcript has a single exon.
GCCACAAUGCAGUUUAUGUUGCUUUUUAGUCGUCAGGGAAAGCUCCGACUGCAGAAAUGGUAUGUCCCGCUAUCGGACAAAGAAAAGAAAAAAAUCACAAGGGAAUUUGUUCAAACAGUUUUAGCCCAUAAACCCAAAAUGUGCAGCUUUUUGGAGUGGCGAGAUCUGAAGAUUGUCUACAAAAGACACGCUAGCCUGUAUUUCUGCUGUGCUAUUGAGGAUCAGGAUAAUGAACUAAUUAUCUUGGAAAUAAUUCAUCGUUACGUUGAACUACUUGACAAAUAUUUUGGCAAAGUGUGUGCACUUGAUAUCAUCUUUAAUUUUGAGAAAAAUUUUAUUCUGGAUGAAUUUCUUUUGGGAGGAGAAGUUCAGGGAACAUCCAAGAAAAAUGUACUUAAAGCCAUUGAACAGGCAGAUCUUCUCCAAGAGGAAGCUGAAACCCCACGUAGUGUUCUUGAAGAAAUUGGACUGACAUAAGCCGUCUCCCAUGUUGAUGACAUCAUGUGGUCUCACAUACU